AUGGUCCGGACUCUGAAGAACUGGGUCGUGGUGCGGCCGGGUGGGCUAGUUGACGGCCAGGGCAAGGGGUCCUGGCACGCGGCGGAAGAUGCGUGCGGCAUCUACCCAACCAUCCCACGCGCGGAUGUCGCGGACUUCGUGGUGAAGGAGUGCCUACCGGGCAGCGACCGGUGGCUCCGGCAAAACGUGGCGCUGGUCUCGCACAAGCCGCGCGGGCGGCAGUGCUUUUCCAAGGCUGCCUCCGACCCCCAGUGA
Symbiodinium natans is the source of this 255-nucleotide messenger RNA. The record is from the annotation of a GenBank genome assembly. NCBI's taxonomy places the organism in Eukaryota, Dinophyceae, Suessiales, Symbiodiniaceae.